Molecule: messenger RNA, 976 nt
Organism: Paramecium pentaurelia
Lineage: Eukaryota; Ciliophora; Oligohymenophorea; Peniculida; Parameciidae
Source: the annotation of a GenBank genome assembly
AUGAAAAUAAAUAAUGAAGCCUUGAAUCAGGAUAUUCCUGUUGUUGCAAAUCAGGAAGGAGAUUUUAAGUAUUCAAGAAUUUCAGACCUAACAAAAAAGCUAAUGUGGUUUUCAUUUCCUUAAAUUGAUCAUAAUUAUUCAAUAGCUAGUUUUGAUUAAGCUAUGUUAUUUAUGGUUAAGUUAUAUUCAUUUCUAGCUGGGAUGAUCUUAAGUUUAUAUUUAAUGAUAGUAAUUUUAUAUUUCUGUGAUGACUUUCGAUGGAGUUUAAUUUAAAUAGUUGGGCUUAAAGAAAAGCAUUAUUCGUUUGAUUAUUAGACAUCAGCAACUAUUUUUUAUUGGACAAACAUGAUGUUUACAAUUGGUCUUGGAUUUAUAAUAAACAUCUUUAGAUCAACAAGAAAGGUAUUCAACUUUACUAAAAUAGUUUCCGUUUAAUAUCAUUUUUUACAUAGUAUUCUCAUUUUGUAUUGGCCUUCUAUUAGGAGCUCCUAUUGCAACAAAUUUAAGGGCACAUAAAUAAGGAUUCAUCAUAAUCUUAUAUUUAUUUUGUAUGACGAUUGGAACAUUUGCUUGCAUUAUUAUUUUUACAUUUAAAAAAUGGAUCCUGGACAAAUCAAAUUGUAUUUUAUCACAAUAAUAUUUAGACAUACUUGUACUUAUUUUUCUUGUUAUGGUUUUUUUGCUAAUUAUUUUUUUCUUUACCAUGAAAGCUUUUUUAGGAGUGUUAAUUGGAGGGGCAAUUUGCCAUGUAAUUUAUAGUUUUCUUAUGUUGUUUGAAGCAUAAAUGAUUAUGCAUGGAAAAGUAAUUAUAUCUUAACGGUAGUUUUUGCUUAAAACAAACGAAUUUAUAGGUGGAGCACUCUUAUUUUACAUUGAUAUUACUGUGUUUAUAAUAUAUCUAAGCUUCACUGCUGUUAUUACUUUAAUCGUUGGUUUUUGUAUAGCGCUUGGCCAGGCUUGUGCACAUAUUAAUUGA